AUGCCAGAAUAUGUCUACGCACUCCACGAUUUUGUGCCUGAACACGAAGACGAGAUAGCCUUCAAGGUCGGCGAGAGGAUAGAGGUGAUAGAGAAGGACGACGAGUUUGGCGAUGGAUGGUGGAAGGGUCGCAACGCAUCUGGCGCAGAUGGUCUAUUCCCACAAAGCUACACUUCACAGAAACCACCUUCCACGUCCAGUAUCCCUUCGCCCGAACGCCGUUCCGCACCCCCCUCCAAUGACAUGCUCAGCCAGAGCAUGCUGGGUGCGCCUGAGCUUCAGCCCCUACAAGAGGAGACAGAUCAGGAUGCACGCGUGCGCAAGUCGCCCGGGCAGAGCGAUGGCGAGAUCAUGCGGAAGACGAUGACGGACGUGCAGGAGGCGAUCGAGGCCCUCGGCCGACAGGACAACGACUCGCACAGCUUCGACUUUGGCAGCUUGCCCGGAUCCGACCACGAAUCGGAGGAGGAGGGCGGGUCGUUCGCCGACCCGCGCGACGCGCGGCAGAAGCUUGCUCUUCGUGCGCAACAGGCGAAUAAGGAGCGGUGGGCCAAGGAGAACGCGGACUCUGUGCCGGCGACGCCCCUGCGGUCGGUAGCGCCGCCGAUUGACGUGGAGAUGAGUGAUGAGAGCGAGGCAGAGGACGAGGACGAGGAACAUCUGGAGCUUCACCAUACACCACGACCCGAUGACGGCUCGCAGAGUCGAAUGCAGUCCCAUAUAUCGGAGGACGAAGCCGAGCACGAGGAAACGACCGACGCUGGUGGACCUCAGCCUCCACCUCCCGUAAUCACAAUCGACGAUCACAGUAUUCCGACGUCCUUGCCAGCGAGACAGAAUUCUAUGGGGAGCUCAGCGCACAUCGUACCCUCGGAAGAUUUCAUCGUCCCCUCCCCCGCCAUAGAUGAAUUUGACCUACCUACCGCUACUGCCGCGCAGGUGUCAUUCCCGGUGCCUAGUCCCGUCCCUAGCGUAGCCACACUCCCAGAACGCAGAGACGAGCCAGACGAGUUUACUGCCAAGGGCGGGCUGGGCAUGCUCCAAGAAGUCGCUACGACAUCAUCGACGCCUGGGCCCCCUGAUGUGGAGUCUACCACGCCGGUCCCUCAGGCUUUCGUCCCAAAUGCCGCGAUGCCCGUAGUGAGUCUGCCGCAUCCCGUCACUGCGACUCCAAGCGUGCAGACUGUUACGCCGACACCCAGUACGUUCCGCACCUCGCAGGAACUGCCGUUUGCGGCGUUGGGUAUGCCGUCGCCCAGCGGUUCGACAUUCUCGACGGGCAUUCAACAGACUCUCGUGACGUCGAGAAAUGUGUCUGGUUCUCCAUUGCAAGAACGAGCUAUUUCAGGCGCACCCGAUGCGUCGAGGAUACCGAGCGGGCACCCAUCCGAGUGGAGCGUUGAUGAGGUGGUGGAAUGGCUCAAGUCGAAGAGUUUUGAUCAGGGUGUCUGCGAUAAGUUUAUCGAGCAGGAAAUCACAGGCGACGUUCUGCUCGAGCUCGACGCUAACGUCCUCAAGUCCGAGAUCGGCAUCACUGCGUUCGGGAAGCGCAUUCGCAUCGUAAACGCGAUCAACGAGCUGCGCCGCCCGCUGUCGCUCUCCGAGUCUGAUCACCCCGCUCCACUCAUGACGCCGCGCUCACAAUCCCAAUCGCUGGCCUACUCGCACUCGCAUUCCGCGUCGAUGCAGAGCUCCGCCCAGUCGUGGGCGAAUUCGCCGCUGUACACCGCCCCCGGGUUCAGCCCCAUCAGUUCGGUUACGAGUACCGAAAGCCCGCAGUAUGCGGGCGACCUGCCUGGCAGCCCUGUCAAGAAGAAUGGAUUCCGCGUGUCCGACCCGGCUUCGAUCCACCAGGUUUUACCAGAACAGGCCCAACCAUUGAACGAGAAGGCGAAGGACAAGGCCGUUGCGGGUCUUGGCCUUGGCUUCCCCUCGCCGCCUGCGACGGUGAACGGUAAGGAACCGAAGAGCCGCCCCGCGCAACUCCUGCUGUCCCCCAGCGACGGCGCGCUCGGCAUCAGGGCUGUCAAUGACGACCAAGCGUCUGAAGCCGCCGAGGAGGAACACACGGUGAUGAGCGAUACGGAGAUCACACGCAGCAAGAGCAAGCGCCUCCACCUCUUCAGCCGUUCCGACUCUGCGUCAAUCAGGGAAAAGGCGCAUUCGUUCAAAGAUUCAAUAAGAAGUCAUUCGAAGGAACCCGUGUCGCCGCAGUCGAACGGGACAUCGCCCGGUGAGUCCAAGCAGGAGUCGGCGGAUACGGAGUCUCUGGCUUCGACAAAGAGGAGGCCGAGGGCCAAGAAGGGCGACGACGAUCGGAAACCGUCUGAUCGCCUGAGUCUGUUUGGCUCGUCGUUCCCUGCGACGCUGGGCAUGGCACGUAAACCCCCACCACGACUCUCCGGUGCGGUUGAGAAGGCUGCCGAAGUAGAGAAGCACCUGGCGUCAACGUUCUCGAAAAUGCGGGAAAAGAGGGCGUCAAGUCGGCCCUCCACGGCUGAUGGCUCGCGGAAGGAGAAGAGCUUGAAGGAGUCCUUCCCCGUGAUUAAGGAAACGACAGAGUCCAACGAGAUAAAGGAGAAGGAGUCGAGCCCGACGCUCCUCCGCAAACGCACCCCGUCAACAGUCGAUGGCGCCUCUCGCCCUACGACCUCUGUGAUACAGCCUGGAGUACCGUUACUGAAGGCUGGACAGAGUAUACUCGAGCAGAUCGGCACACCAGAUCACAACGGGUGGAUGCGCAAGAAGGGCGUUCGUUACAACUCCUGGAAGUUGCGGUAUUUCGUACUCAAGGGCCCGCACCUCUAUUGGUUGCGCAGCAACAGUAAGACUGAGACGAAGAUCAAGGGGUACGUCAACAUUAUAGGCUAUCGUGUUGUGGCCGACGAGAACGUCGAUCCUGGGCGAUAUGGCUUCCGCAUCAUCCACGACACAGACAAGACUUAUUACUUCAGCUCGGAGGAGCAGAUGGUGAUCCGGGAAUGGAUGAAGGCGCUCAUGAAGGCCACGAUCAGCCGGGACUAUACGAAUCCCGUUGUAUCGUCGUGCAAUGUCCCCACUAUCCCGCUCACUGUCGCGCAGGCGAUGAACCCGGCUCCGCGCCCACCCUCACCCACGGCACGCGCCGCAACACAGAAGGCGCUCCGCCGCGAGAACCCCAACCAACUAUCGAGCCGGGAUGCGCAGAUCUUGCUCAUGGGCCUGCCUGCGAAGGACAAGGCUUCCAAUAACGAGCGCGCUCGACUGGACUCUUUCUUCACGAACGACACGGUCUCGACGACCGGUACGGAGCCAGCGUCGCCCCCGAGGAUAGCGCAGCUAUCCAAGUCCGCCGCGCCACCACGCCCAUCGCGAGAGAUACGCAGAGCGAACUCGGCCCAGCCCGAGACACCCCUCGACGCCGACCUGAUGGAUUGGGCGAACUCGCGGCUGCCAGACUCGUUGCAGAUCAGCAAUCCCGCAGGGCCCCUGUACGGUGGUUUGGCGAUCCUGAGGCUAGCGGAGAGCAUCAAGGGUGAAGCGUCGUCACCUCCGGUACCGGACUCGGCCUUCCCUUCGGGACCGAACGAUGACAAGCUGGAUGGGCUGUUCCGGCUGUUCGACUUUUUGCUGGACAACGACGUGAAGAUGGGAGCUGUGAGCAUCAACGACAUCCGGCAAGGGAAGCGGGAGAAGGUCGUGCAGCUGCUGCGUGCGUUGAAGACGUGGGACGACAAGCGGCGCGCGGUCGCGCAGACUGUGUCGGGCAAGACGUCUCCGACGCUGUCGUCGUUCGCCGGAUCGCAGGGAUCGCCACGUAAGCGUCACCGUGAAGGGCGCGCGAGUCGGUCAGUCCUCAUCGACAUCGACGAUCAGCGAGAGCGCGCGGAGCGGAUCCCGUCAACAAACUCUACGAUGAGCGUGAAUGUCGAAUCCAUCGAAAGAGCCCUGCUCGCUGCGAAGUGGGAUAACCAACUCCAGCCCGACGCCGCGCCGUCCGUGGUCGGCAUCGUGAAAAACGUUAUCGAGGGAGCGUUCCGCGAUGUGCUCACCUCACCCUCUGCACGGGCGCUCUUUACAUCGGCAAGCGCGAUUGCAGACAGGCCUGUAGCUGAGUGGUUCUCCUUUACAUCCGCCCAACCAGAUUUCACUGUCGAGGAAGAACUGCUGCGCCUCGCGCUUGCGAUAGCGUGCCUGCGUGCGUUCGUUCAGGCCAACUGGACGGGACCGGACUUGGACUUCAAGCCACUCGAUGUUAUCUCUGUCUCCUUGCCCCCUUCUCCGGGCUCGUCUUCGCCUCCAACCACGCCGGUCACGGAAGAGGUCCUCCAGCAGAAGGCGAUCGCCGAACUCUCGUACGGCGGCGAGCCCGCGUACCACCUCGCUGAGGUGCCCGUCUUCCUCCUGCUCGCCAAGCUCCUCCUUGACCUUCCGUAUACGCAUUGCGUCUCCGUGCCAUGGUGGAGGAUGCGCGCAUGGCUAGUUCACCUCCAGGUGCUGGACGAAGCUGCGCCGGUUCCCCCUGACCUUCUGCCCUCGGUCGAGAUAUUAGGGCAGAACUUUUCUUCGUACCCUGAUCUAGCCGGCAGUCUUCUGUUGGAGGAGGGGAUCAUGAUGCACCUCCUGGGACAUGACAGGAAAGCAGCCGAAUAUUUUGUUCGAGCUGCCCGUGCGACGCAGCUCCAGUACGAACUUACUGGUGCCCUCGGAAAGCGGACAAAAUUCCAGCAACAUGACAUUACUCAGCUGGUGCUACUUGCAGAAUCUCGCAAGAGGAACGAUGACACUAACGACGAGAAAAAAGAGGUCGAACUCGCGUUGUCCACCAAACCCCAAGCAGACUCUGCACUCCCCGAGACACUUUCCCUCAACGACGACACCCUCCUCGAGCAGACUCAGUUUACGUCUUCCUCCUCAUCGGCUGCCGCACCAGGCUCCCGCCUCGCACACCUGGACCCAUCCGCCCAGCCGGCGCUACACCCUCUCGACCAGUGCAUCCUGCUCUCGCUCUGCCUCAACAUCAGCAACACCUCCCCCGCACACGGGCUCACCGCCGAGCAAAUGUCACCCUACGUCGCCCGCGUGCUCGCCCACCCGCGCAACUGGUCCGUGCACACCAUGGCGCUCCUCCUGCGCUCGCGCCUCGAGGCGCACCGCACGCGCACCGUCGAGCGCUCGACGCUGCAGCUGCAAGCGCUCGUCGACCAGAUGCCCACAGCAGACUCGCGCGCGGCGGAGCGUCUCCAGUACGUGCACGCGCUCCCGCUCCCGAGCAAGUGGGCGCUGGAGCAGGAGCUCGCGCGCCGCUUCCUCGCGCUCGGCGUCGUCCGCUCCGCCCUCGCCAUCUUCGAGCGCCGCGAGAUGUGGGAGGACGUCGUCCGCUGCUGGCAGAGCAUGGAGCGCCCUGACAAGGGCGUCGCGAUCGUGCGCGACCUCCUCGAGGGGCGCAAAGCGGAGGCAGACGCGGUCCUCUCGCGUGGCAAGGACGUCUCCGCCGCGCGCAGGCAGACGCUGGACGCCCUCCGCGAGGCGAAGCUAUGGUGCCUCCUUGGCGAUCUCGAACCGGAGCACGCGCUGGAGCAUUAUACGAAGGCGUGGGAGGUGUCAAAGGACUCGUCUGGCCGCGCGAUGCGCUCUCUCGGCGGGUACCAUUUUGCAAGAGGGGACUACCCGAAUACCGUGAAGUGUCUCAGACGUGCGGUCGCGAUCAACCCGCUAUUAGCUCGCUCGUGGUUUAUUCUGGGCUGCGCGUACGUCCGGAUGGAGGACUGGGAGGGUGCACGCGACGCGUUCACGCGGUGCGUCACGAUCGAUGACGAAGACAGCGAGAGCUGGAAUAAUCUGGCCAGCGUGUACUUGCGCAUGGGCGAGAUCGGGAAAAACGUGGACGUUGUUGAAGAUGAAGAUGAAGAAAGUGUCGAUACUGAUGAGACUAAAAAAUCAAAGCAGACGGCGCCGUUGGACACUGCAGAAAAGACAAUCCCGUUCAGCAACAAAAUACUCGCCUUCCGCGCUCUCAAGCAGGGCCUCAAGUACAGCUACGAGAACUGGCGGAUGUGGUCCAACUACAUGAUCGUCGCGAUGGAUGUCGGUGAGCUCUCAGAGGCGUGCCGUGCGCUGGCUCGCGUCGUCGAAGAGCGCAGCGCUAAAGACGGCGCAGCAUCCGUCGACGAAGACGUGCUCGAGCGGCUUGUCGAUGCAGUCACGCGUGCGCCGGCGGACCCGAAGGACGCAGUUGAGGGCACCGAAACGUUCGGAGAUGCCGUGCACAACCCGAACGAGGGCCACGGGCUCCUGCGACGCGUAACGGACCUAUUCGAUCGCACGAUCCUCCCGCGCGUAUCGUCCGAGCGGAUAUUCCGCGCGCGAGCGCGGUUGCUUACCUGGCAGGGGCACUGGGCUGACGCCCUUGCGACACACUUAGACGCGUACCGCUGUGGCACGGCCGGGACGAUGGAGAAGGGUGAGACGGAUAUUGACCGAUGGCGCGAGGCCGUACACGAGGUCGAGGAGAUCGUCGCGGUGCUCCACAAUUUUGGCCCGCGGGUCGAGGAGGACAAGUGGCGGUUGCAGGCACGCAGCAUCGUGCGGACGUUCAUGGGCCGCACGCGCGAUUUUGCAGAUGAGCCGGAAUGGGCGCGUUUGGAGGCGCUGUUGGAGGAGUUGAACAACGGCUCCGACAACGGCUCUGACGACGUGGACGACGGCUUCGACGACGAGAUGCACGACGGUCGCAAGAUCAACGUGGGUGUACUCGGUGCAACGGGCACCGUCGGGCAGCGGUUCAUCACCCUCCUCGCAGAACAUCCUUUCUUUGUGAUCCAUGCCCUGGGCGCAUCACAACGCUCAGCGGGCAAGCCAUAUCCCCGCUCGGUCCUCUGGAAACAGACUUCACCCAUUCCCGCCGUCGUGCGCGACAUGAUCGUUUGCGAGUGUCUCCCAGAAUAUUUCCGCGAGUGCGACAUUGUUUUUUCUGGACUCGAUGCUGACGUUGCAGGCGACAUCGGUGAGCGCAUCUCCCCGUUUCCGGGUCUGUAUCUAAGCUCAAAGCAGCUCUCAGAGGCCAGCUUUCGCAGGGCAGAGCUCGUCGUUUUUUCCAAUGCAAGAAAUUUCCGCCGUGAUCCUCACGUCCCACUUAUCGUCCCUCUCGUGAAUACGGCCCACUUCGCCAUGGUACGCCAGCAACAGGCCCUCCACUCUCCACCUCUCCGCAAAGGCUUCAUCGUGACCAACGCAAAUUGUUCCACUACCGGCGUCGUCGUCCCCCUCGCAGCCCUUGAGCGUGCCUUCGGCCCGCUCGAGUCCUGUAUGGUCACCACUCUCCAGGCAAUCUCCGGUGCUGGCUACCCCGGCGUACCUUCCCUCGACAUCAUCGACAAUGUCGUCCCCUACAUCGCCGGCGAGGAAGAGAAGAUGGAGUGGGAGACCCUCAAAAUCCUCGGUGGCAUCGCCGACGCCGACGAUGGCACGCGCACCUUCGACAUGCACGCGCGCCAUCCUCUCCGUGUCUCCGCCGCAUGCACUCGCGUCCCCGUCGUCGAAGGCCACACCGAGUGCGUCUCCAUACGCUUCGCUCGCCGCCCGCCACCGAGCCCGCAGCAGGUCCGCGAGGCCCUGCAGGCGUUCCAGUCUGACGCGUACUCCAUCGGCUGUCCCUCCGCGCCCCGCCACACCAUCUUCGUCCAUGAGGACAUCGACCGCCCCCAGCCGCGGCUGGACCGCGACUACCAGCGUGGCGCGGGUGUCAGUGUCGGCCGCGUCCGCCAGUGUCCCGUGCUCGACAUCAAGUUCGUCGUCCUCGCGAAUAACGUCGCAAUCGGCGCUGCCACGAGCAGCAUCAUCAAUGCCGAGUUUGCGGCUCUGGCUGAGAUGGCGGAAGCCUCUACCUCCUCUGCGCUUUCCGCCGCAGAACAAGAUGCCCCACGCGCAGCCACUUUCCAGCGGCUACACCCCAAAGCCUACCUUGAGCGAUUCCUCGCAGAAAACGUCCGCCCCGACGGUCGCGACCUUGACGGAUGGCGCCGCGUCUCGCUCAACGUUGGCUCAGUAUCCACCGCGGACGGCUCCGCGCUCGUGCGCCUCGGCGCGACGGCCAUCGUCUGCGGUGUAAAAGCCGAGAUCGCAGAGCCCGAGCUCGACAGCCCCGAGAAUGGCUUCCUCGUGCCCAACCUCGACCUUCCAGCGAUGUGCUCUCCGCGCUUCAAGCCCGGCCCGCCGACAGAGGAGGCGCAGGUGCUCUCGGACAGGCUGAAUGACGUGCUCGUAUCCGCGGGCGUCAUAUCUCUUCCCUCGCUCUGCAUUGCCCCCGGCAAAGCGGUAUGGGUGCUCUACGUCGACGCGAUGUGCAUCAACUACGACGGCAACGCCUUUGACGCGGCCCUUCUCGCGAUGAUCGCCGCCCUCCAAAACACGCGCCUCCCGAAGGCGACCUACGACGAAGAGACGGGCCGCACCGUCUGUUCGCGAAACACGAGGAGCCCGCUCCAGCUCAAUCGCCGUCCAACCUCCGCAUCAUUUGGGAUAUUCGACUCAACACACGUCCUCGCCGACCCGACAUCGUUCGAGGAGCCGCUAUUAGACACGACACUUUCCGUAACGUCAGACGAAAAUGGUGCCAUCAUCUCUGUCACACAGUUGGGGCUGGCAAUGGUAGGCAAGCAAGACGUGCUCAUGGGAUGUAUCACCGCUGCCAAGGCCCGUAGAUCAGAGCUUGGAAACAUCUAUAAUACAUCUUGA
Molecule: messenger RNA, 8715 nt
Organism: Sparassis crispa
Lineage: Eukaryota; Fungi; Basidiomycota; Agaricomycetes; Polyporales; Sparassidaceae
Product: TPR repeat-containing protein
Exons: 19
Coding region: 1-8715 (2904 amino acids)
Biological process (GO): RNA catabolic process; RNA processing; amino acid biosynthetic process
Cellular component (GO): exosome (RNase complex)
Molecular function (GO): aspartate-semialdehyde dehydrogenase (NADP+) activity; NADP binding; NAD binding
Source: RefSeq, a predicted model, not a curated record